CCUUCAGCCCUUCAGCAGACCCAAGAACCCCCAGCUGAGACUAAGCAGCCUCAGCACCAGGCUUGGGGAGCCAAGUCGGUCUCUGCCUUUUCUCUUCAAGAGGGAGGGAAAAGUUUCAGAGAAACAGAAGGUGCUAGAAAGCCCAGGGCCCCGGAGCAGACCGAGUCACCGGCUGCUCCUCCAAGGGCGCAGCUGGGGGAGCAAGCUUCAUGCUGUCGAGAGGGGAUUGGCCGGAGAGGGCCCCUCCGGCCCCGCCCAGCCCGGGAGCCUUUUCCCCACCGGCCCCGCCAGCUCCCGUUACACUUCUUGGCUGUUCGCGUGCAGCAGGACGUGCGAGACUCCCGGCUUCAAGACUCUCUUCCAAGACAAAGGAUGGCCAGUGCCUUCUCCAAGUUGCUAACUGGUCGCAAUGCUUCUUUGCUAUUUGCUACCUUGGGCACCAGUGCUCUGACCACUGGGUACCUGCUGAACCGGAAGAACAUUUUUGCUGAGUCACGGGAGCAGCACAGGCUCUUCCCUCCAAGUGCAGACUACCCUGAUCUGCGCAAACACAACAACUGCAUGGCAGAGUGCCUCACCCCAGCCAUCUACGCCAAGCUCCGCAACAAGGUGACACCCAACGGCUAUACCCUGGACCAGUGUAUCCAGACAGGAGUGGACAAUCCUGGCCACCCCUUCAUUAAGACUGUGGGCAUGGUGGCUGGUGACGAGGAGUCCUAUGAGGUGUUUGCUGACCUUUUUGACCCAGUCAUCAAACUGAGGCACAAUGGCUAUGACCCCAGGGUGAUGAAGCACCCUACUGAUCUGGAUGCAUCCAAGAUCACCCAAGGCCAGUUUGACGAGCGCUACGUGCUGUCGUCGCGGGUGCGCACCGGCCGCAGCAUCCGCGGGCUGAGUCUGCCGCCCGCCUGCAGCCGGGCGGAGCGGAGGGAGGUGGAGAACGUGGCCAUCACGGCCCUGGAGGGCCUCAAGGGGGACCUGGCCGGUCGCUACUACAAACUGUCAGAGAUGACGGAGCAGGACCAGCAACGGCUCAUCGACGACCACUUUCUGUUUGAUAAGCCAGUGUCCCCUUUACUAACAUGUGCUGGGAUGGCCCGUGACUGGCCAGAUGCCAGGGGAAUCUGGCAUAAUCAUGACAAGACAUUUCUCAUCUGGAUAAAUGAGGAAGACCAUACCAGGGUAAUCUCCAUGGAAAAAGGAGGCAAUAUGAAAAGAGUGUUUGAGCGAUUCUGUCGUGGGCUAAAAGAAGUAGAACGGUUAAUCCAAGAACGGGGCUGGGAGUUCAUGUGGAAUGAGCGCCUGGGAUACAUCCUGACUUGCCCCUCCAACCUUGGAACAGGAUUACGAGCUGGUGUCCAUGUUAGGAUACCAAAGCUCAGUAAGGACCCUCGUUUUUCUAAGAUCCUGGAGAACCUAAGACUCCAGAAGCGUGGCACAGGUGGUGUGGACACUGCAGCAGUGGCAGAUGUGUAUGAUAUUUCCAACACAGAUCGAAUUGGUAGAUCUGAGGUUGAGCUUGUUCAGAUCGUCAUCGAUGGAGUCAAUUACCUGGUGGAUUGUGAAAAGAAGUUGGAGAGAGGCCAAGAUAUUAAGGUGCCUCCACCUCUGCCUCAAUUCAGCAGGAAGUGAACUUUUCCUUCCCCAAUUUAUAAAUAAUCUGUCUGCUGGUAUGACAGACAUAAAGAAAUCUCUACACUGAGAGUUUUUGUAAAGUUGUAAAAUAUAAAAUUGUAGGUCUUAUCUUGACAAUAAAAUUCUCCUUAAUAUUGCUG
Molecule: messenger RNA, 1775 nt
Organism: Choloepus didactylus (southern two-toed sloth)
Lineage: Eukaryota; Metazoa; Chordata; Mammalia; Pilosa; Megalonychidae
Gene: CKMT2
Product: creatine kinase, mitochondrial 2
Exons: 10
Coding region: 373-1632 (419 amino acids)
Biological process (GO): phosphocreatine biosynthetic process
Cellular component (GO): mitochondrion
Molecular function (GO): creatine kinase activity
Source: RefSeq, a predicted model, not a curated record